AUGACCGCUCUGCUGACACUGCCUUCGCUGCUGCUCCUGGGGGCCCUGGCCCAGCAUGGAUCCGGGUGGACGUACUCAGGGGGGGCACUGGAUGAGGCACACUGGGCUGAGGAGUACCCCACCUGCAGCGGGGAGAGGCAGUCGCCCAUCAACCUGCAGAGGAAGAUGGUGCAAUACAACCCCGCCCUGCAAGCUCUGAAACUCACCGGCUACAAGGCCCAGGGGGGCGAGUUCUCCAUGAUCAACAACGGCCACACAGUGCAGAUCAGCCUGCCCCCCACCAUGCGCAUGACCGCCAACGACACCGAGUACGUGGCCCUGCAGAUGCACUUCCACUGGGGCGGCGCGUCCUCCGAGAUCAGCGGCUCUGAGCACACCAUCGACGGCGUCAGAUAUGUAGCAGAGAUGCAUGUCGUCCACUACAAUUCUAAAUACGGUAGCUACGAUGCAGCCAAGAACGCCCCGGAUGGCCUGGCUGUGCUGGCAGCCCUCAUUGAGAUCAAGGACUAUUCUGAAAACACUUACUACAGCGACUUCAUUUCUCACUUGAAAAACGUCAGGUACACAGGACAAACCACAGUUCUGAAUGACCUUGAUGUCCAGGACAUGCUGCCCCCAAACCUCCACUACUACUACAGCUACAAGGGCUCGCUCACCACUCCUCCCUGUACGGAGAAUGUCCAGUGGUUUCUGCUGGCAGACUUUGUCCAGCUCUCCAAGGCACAGGUCUGGAAGCUAGAGAAUUCCUUACUGGAUCACCAGAACAAGACCCUCCACAAUAUUUACCGCAGGACUCAGCCCCUCAACAACAGAGUGGUGGAAGCCAACUUCAUGUAUCACCCUAAUUAUCACUAUAAUCUAGGCUCUGAGCUCCAGUUUUACCUGCGCAAGAUCAAAAGUAACAUUGAUUACCUGAGAAAACUUAUUGAGAGGAAAGGGACGAGAAAGGCGGAUUUUAAGCUGGUAGAGUAG
This is a messenger RNA of Miniopterus natalensis, 972 nucleotides long. RefSeq names its product carbonic anhydrase 6 (gene CA6). Lineage: Eukaryota; Metazoa; Chordata; Mammalia; Chiroptera; Miniopteridae. Gene Ontology annotation, molecular function: zinc ion binding; carbonate dehydratase activity. The record is from RefSeq and is a predicted model, not a curated record.